Leptidea sinapis is the source of this 3870-nucleotide messenger RNA. RefSeq lists its product as uncharacterized. The coding region runs from base 134 to 2632 and encodes 832 amino acids. The transcript is spliced from 5 exons. The record is from RefSeq and is a predicted model, not a curated record. NCBI's taxonomy places the organism in Eukaryota, Metazoa, Arthropoda, Insecta, Lepidoptera, Pieridae. Gene Ontology annotation, cellular component: tRNA-intron endonuclease complex. Gene Ontology annotation, biological process: tRNA-type intron splice site recognition and cleavage.
UUCUCGAUAAUUCUUUUGGUUCCAUAUUUCUUAUUUUUUCUCUUUUUUUAUUUAAUUCUGAUUAUUCUCAAGUGUAAUUUUGUAAUUUGUGUAACUAAGUUUCCACACACUAUAGUGUUAAUGGUAAAUUACCAUGAACUCCAUAAAUGUAUUAACCGGCGAAGAAAUAGUUACUCGAGGAAUAACUAAAGUAGUUACUAAGUUACCAGAACGUGGCAGUAAAGAUGUUCGUCCUAGUGGCACCUUGCUGGAGCAAAAACAAAUUGAAUCGGCUUUGGAAGCAAGAAAAAGUUUCAUUUCUGUUGAACGUAUAGAAAAAAGAGGAAAUUUAAGUCGGGCAGAGUGGAAGAAUGAACUUAUGUUAGCUGAGGUAAUACAUAAAGUUGGAGGCCACUGGCAAUAUCUGGGACAUAAUGUUGGAAAAAAACUUUAUCUUGAACCUGAGGAAAUACUAUAUUUAAUGGAAUCGAACUGUUUGCAGCUUACAUACAAUGGUGUUACAGUCUCACUCCAACAGGCAUACACUUUAUUAAUGAAAGGAAACAUAUCUCUGUUGCAAUAUAAAGUUUAUGCUUCUCUCAGUCGAAUGGGAUAUAAAGUUAUUAGGCAUAAAAUUCCAGCAAAAAUAGAAGCUUCUACAGAAAAUAAAAUUCUUGUAAGUGAUGAACCAAUUGUAAAGAAAGAAUUAUGCAGCACCAGUGAAAUGGCAAUAAAAGAAAAUUCUACAAAUAAUGAUUCAGAAAUAAUUAAUGACACUCACAAUCAAGUUGAAACUUCAGCUAGUAUAUCAUUGCCUACUGAAGACUUGAAUCAAAGUCAUAGAAAUAAGCUAUCUAAGCUAAGAAGCAGAGAGUUAAAACCAUGUAAUAAUGAAGUAUUACAUAAAUACUUUGAAAAUAUCGCAGGCCUUCUGGAUAAAGGGACUGUAACACUUAGAGCUCCUGAUGUUAAUUUUAUCCCAAAAAAUAUAGUAACAAGAGAAACUUACGUGCUUAAUCUUCAUACUAUUGUAAAAAAAUGUACUGGAUCAAGAUUCACUUAUAGUUCUAGUGAAGAAGCAGCUGGAAGUAACAUAGAAAGGCUCAGAAACACUAGUUUCUCAAGUAGCAGUAGAUCUAAUUCAAGGCCAGCUUACAGAUCACAAUUUGCCGCAUGUGUACAAAAUACUCGUCGUCGAGAACCCAUUUUUGGAGAACCUUCUCCAGUUACAAAUUUGGCCCAUUACUCUCUGAGACCAUUUCUUCCUGCUAUUUCUUUUAAUACGCAUUUCUCUAGCUACAGGGGAAAUCAAUAUAGCUAUGGGUCAUUUCGUGGCUCAUCAAAUUAUCCCUCGACAAGUACACAAGGUCAAAGAAUAGACAUUAACCAAGAGAAUAUCCUUAGUAAAAUAAGACAAAUUGCCUUAAAAUUGAUAUUGUUUUCAGAAAGAGGUAUUUAUAUUGACCCAAGAAAUAUACAAACAUUUCAGAGAAUCUUGAACAAAUAUAAUUUCAGAUACAAUACCAAUUUAAAUAUGAAUUUUAAUCAAGGUCUUGUUGACACACCUCCAGUAUCAACUGGAGGUGUUGAAACUAUUAAUUUAGAUGAUGAUGUUCAACCAGAGCGCAAAAAACCAAAGUUGGACAAUAAAGUAUUGGAGGAAAAUAUAACAACACUAAAACAACUAGUUAGUGAAUUAAGAAGUCUUGAAGAAAAUCGUAAAGCAACAUCCAAGCAUAGAAGAGCAUUUUCUAAACUUCUCAAAACAAUUAAUAAGUAUCAUGAUGUCAAUUAUUUUCUGACUCCUACUUAUGAACUACAUAACUAUGCUCGUAUAAAUCUUGAUUCCUCAUCAGAUUCGGACAGCAAGUCAAUUAAUGAAGAUAAUAAUAAUGUGAUAUAUAAAAAGGGACCUAAUAAGGCUAUGAAAAGAAAGUUGAAAAAUCCCUUUAAUAUACUGAAACGUUUAUCAGAAAAAGUUUCACAUUCUGGACAUAGUUCAAAGGACCCAGACACAAUCAUUCUUGAAGAAAGGAAAAGUUAUUCUGAGUUGCUUAACGAUGGCUUUCCUGAGCAUUGGCUUCCUAAAAAAACGGACUUUGGUAGACCAGAAAUAAUUAAAAUUGUCCAUGAAGAUCCACUGUUUGACUACCGCAGAACACAACUUUUAUUUGAUUGUGCAAACAUAAAACCUAUGUGUAACAAUUGGGUUGAUUUGAAAGUAGCCUUUUUAGAAAGCCUUGAUGAGACAAUAUCAGAGUUUCACAAGGAUAUGUCUUCUGUUAAAGUUAAAAUUGACAAUGAAAGCCUGGUGAAACCAGAGGAUUGUACGAGUAUGCAAAAUGUGCUGCAGAAGUUGAGAAUAAUUUCAAACAAUUAUAAAGUAGAGAACAGUGGUACUUUGAAAAUAGAUUUUGAUGUAUACAAUAAAGAUGUUCAAAAUUUUAGGAAAUCUGGUUUACCCACACCACAUUUCAGGAUCAUUUGUAUGACCGAGUCUUCAAACCUACCAACUGCUUCGGAAAUCGCUGCUUUGCACUCUCGAUACGAUGACAAGGUGCCCAUAAGGUUUGCAAUAGUCAACGGUAACUCUGUAUCAUUUCUUACAAUAGAUCCCGUGGAAAUACCUGUAUAUAUUCCUGGAGCGAAGUAAUUUAUGUCUGGUGGAACAGGAAGACAUGAAUAUAUAAAUACACCAUAUUUUAUGGGUGGGUUAUCGUUUGUGUAACUAUUUUCCAUACUUAUGUCAAACUUACUCAAUUUUGAAAUUGUUACAGUUUGGAUCUGAGUUUUAGACGUGGUUGCUAGAUAAAAUACUUUUUAAACGAUUAAAACGCGUUCAUAAAGUAUUUUAUUUAAUUCAAUGUGUAACACUUAUUAAUAAAAUAGUAUAGUAUAUAGUUUUUCUUUUAUCUGGGACAGUAUAAUGCAGAAGACAUACAGAAAAAGUGUCUGAGGAAGCAUUUGCUCUCUUUUUGUGAAAACAAUUUUGGUGUAGUUAUUUUUUGUCGAGCGCGGUUGUUGAUUAUAAAAAUUUCUCGAUCUUGACCAGAUCGUCGAUCCAUCUUGUAGGGGGCCUGCCUGCUUGUAGUACCUGAUCGCCAUUUGAGGACUUUUAUACUGCCCCAACGGCCAUCUGUCCGUCGAACUAUGUGCGUUGCCCACUACCACUUCAGAUUCGCAAUGGAUUUCAAAUCAUGUCAAAAACCAUUGACCAAUUUCAAUGACUGUCUUCAACCACGUGAGAUAUGUCAGCUAACUUCAGAUAUAAUAUGGUUAAUGAAAUCACAAUAGAUCACAUUGGUCGCAGUCAAACAGGGCUGCCCUCUGUCCUAAAGCCACUUUACAAAUCAUAACAAUACCGUGCCUUUAUUGCUGGGAUGUUCAUUACACGCACGUUGUGUUUGUCUACACAUUAGUAUAUUGUAAGUCUAUGAUAGAAUCAAACUGAUGUCGAUUAAUUUGUUGACAGUAACAUAAUUUGCAGGGGUAUCAGACUGUUUUUUUAUUGUUACCGAACACGAAAAACGAAUAUCAAUUUUUCAUCAGUACAAACCGGCAAAUUCAUUCUUGAGUCCCUAAUAUUUAACUAUUUGACAUUAACAAUAGCUUUUGCCGGCGAUGAUUGAACGGUUACGGUUAGUCAUGAUGUCCUCUAAAGAUUGUCAAAUGUUGCUUAACCGGUAUAUUAACAUUGAGUUAAGCUAGAAACUAUAGUUACAGCAUGUAAUUAUAUUGUAUAAAUAAUGUUAAUAAAAUCAUUAAUAAUUGUCGUUGUUUUGCCUAUUAAAGUUAUACUUUUUAAAAAUGUAUUUAGAUAUAAGAUAUAUAACCUAUUGUUAGUCUUUUAAAAGUUUUCUGUUUAUGUCACAUUCAAUAAAGUAUGUGUAU